GGCGCACGCGCAGUCCGCGCCGGCCUGACGCUAGAGCCCUUUCCCGGUGGCCGGCCUUCUUUACCUGUGUGGUCUCCACGUCUGCGCCACCACGGGACGAGAGGUCAACGGAGGGCCCUGCGGUCCAGAUGCCAACUGGACCCACGGAGGCAUGGUGGCUAGAGCCAGGACCCCAGCCUAAGUGACACGGACAGGAUCUGAUGCUCCCGAGACCACAAGAUCCGGCACCGAAAUGUGAAAUCGAGGCAGCAGCUCAGUGCAGGAAUGGAAGGAUUCCUGGCCGUCGCUGCCCCCCAGAGCCCCGAGUUGGGAGAAGCCUGGACACCCAAUGGUCAGCUUAAGGACCAGCAGGAAAACCCAGAAAGCUGUGUGAAGCCAGAGGCCCGCCAGGAGGACCCUGCCGGCUUCGGCGCCCAGGAGCGUGGUGACUUCAGCGGGGUCCUGGGAACCAGACUGAGCCCUCUGGUUACUCAGGCCACCCGUGGGCCCCAGAGGCGCGGCGCCCCAGGAAAGAGCCCGAAAAGGAAGGACGCAGAUGCUGGAGGCCCCGGGAAGCCUUGGAAGUGUGAGGACUGCGGCAAGGCCUUCAGCUACUGCUCAGCGUUUACCCUGCACCGGAGGAUGCACACCGGGGAGAAGCCAUUUGCGUGUGUGGAGUGCGGACGCGCUUUCAGCCAGCGCGUGCACCUGACGCUGCACCGGCGCGUGCACACGGGCGAGCGGCCGCACGCCUGCACCGAGUGCGGCAAGGCGUUCAGCCAGGGCUCCUACCUGUCAGCUCACUGGCGCACGCACACAGGCGAGCGGCCUCACGUGUGUCCAGACUGCGGCAAGGCCUUCGUGCGGCCGGCGCACCUGGUGCAGCACCGGCGCAUGCACACCGGUGAGCGGCCCUUUGCCUGCGGCCAGUGCGCCAAGGCCUUCCGCGGCCGCGCAGCCCUGCUGGAGCACCAGCGUGUACAUACAGGCGAGCGCCCGUUUGCCUGCGUGCAGUGCCCCAAGGCCUUCCGCUUCUCCUCCGCGCUGCUGCGCCACCGGCGCACGCACACGGCUGAGCGUCCCUACUCCUGCAGCCAGUGUGCCAAGGCCUUCACGCCGGUGGCGCACCUGGCACAGCACCGGCGCGUGCACACAGGCGAGAAGCCAUACACGUGUGCCGAGUGCGGCGCACCCUUUAGUCAGAGUGCCUCGCUGGCAGAACAUCGGCGCAUCCACACAGGCGACAAGCCGUUUGCGUGCGCACAGUGCGGCAAGGCCUUCACGCAGGUGUCGCAUUUGGCGCAGCACCGGCGUGUGCACACGGGUGAGCGGCCCUAUGCGUGUGGGGACUGCGGCCGCGCCUUCAGCAACCGCUCGCACCUGGCACAGCACCACCUGGUGCACACGGGCGCUCGGCCCUACAAGUGCCUGGAGUGCGGGGCCGCCUUCAGCCACGUGUCCUCCCUGCUGGAACACCAGAAGAUCCACACCGGCGAGAGGCCCUUCCGGUGCGGGGACUGCGGCAAGGCUUUCAUCCAGGGCUCUGCACUCACGCUGCACCGGCGCACACACACUGGGGAGCGGCCCUACGCGUGCCCCGAGUGUGGCAAGGCCUUCCGCAACCGAGCCUACCUGAUCCAGCACCACAUCGUGCACACAGGGGAGCGGCCCUACGAAUGCAGUGCCUGCGGCAAGGCCUUUGGUUUCUCCUCCGCCCUCAUUCGGCACCAGAGGACGCACACUGACAAGAAGCCCCACGAGCGCCGCCCGUGUGGGGACACCUCUACCUGGCUGCCACACCUGAGUGGAGACCUGAGCUUGCACGGGGAGGAGAAGCCUGUUAGCAGUAGUGACCCUGCAAAAACCGCUGGGGACCAGCAGCAUGAGAAAUGACUGUGACCGGGGCCUCCUGUACCUGGCACUGUGCUGAGUGAGCGCUUUCACGACACAUUGCCAACCUCACGGCACUAGCGGGAGAUACCCUCUCAUCCCCGUGCUGCCGGAAAGGAAACUGAGGCUCAGAGAAGCUCUCUGAGUUGCUCGAGGGAGGAUGUCACAGGGCUGGGACUGCGCCCCACAUCUGCUGGAUUCCCUGCCACCUCCCUAAUUCAAAGUUAUAAACGUGACCCACCGAAGUAGACCAGAAGAAGUAUCUGUGGGUCUGCGGCUGGCCUUGUAAUUGUUGAUUUCAUGAUUGAGCAGGCAAUGAUUCAAUAAAUUAAAUUGGAUAAAAGGUUCA
Molecule: messenger RNA, 2218 nt
Organism: Rhinolophus ferrumequinum (greater horseshoe bat)
Lineage: Eukaryota; Metazoa; Chordata; Mammalia; Chiroptera; Rhinolophidae
Gene: ZNF835
Product: zinc finger protein 835
Exons: 3
Coding region: 265-1872 (535 amino acids)
Biological process (GO): regulation of DNA-templated transcription
Molecular function (GO): RNA polymerase II cis-regulatory region sequence-specific DNA binding; DNA-binding transcription factor activity, RNA polymerase II-specific
Source: RefSeq, a predicted model, not a curated record